Messenger RNA from Ostreobium quekettii, 321 nucleotides. The record is from the annotation of a GenBank genome assembly. NCBI's taxonomy places the organism in Eukaryota, Viridiplantae, Chlorophyta, Ulvophyceae, Bryopsidales, Ostreobiaceae.
AUGUGUGUACAGACUCUGUGCCAUACUGCAAGAGAUGGGACAGAGGUUGCCGAAUGCAUUGGAAGAAAGCAGGAGCUGGCCCUUGUGUACAUGGAGGUGUCAGUCAAGACGUCCAAUGUCAGGAGGCACCACCGAGUUGAGAGGCUCUGCCUGGCUGCAUGUGUACCACUGUGGGACUGGCAAGGGCUGUGUUUCCUGUUGAAGUUGAGAGUGAACUGUGUAGCAGGUGUUAUACAUGAGAUGCAGUUGGACUGCGAAUUUUUGUGGCAGGCACUUUGUGUGCUGUCCAAUCCUGCAAUCAUAUCAGUAGGCACAGGCUGA